CACUAAAUGAAACCACGGCUUUAUGAUUCUGAGCCUGGCAAGCGUAUCUAAACUUCUCGUGCGCUGCACUAAAUAAUUAAGAAGAUUUUAAAAUCAUAGACUGACGUUACCAUGCAGAUAUCAACAACAAUUUUGAGCAUGACAUUAGCAAUUCCUUGAUCGUGCAUUGAUUUAUUUACUAUUUAAUUCGUCUACAGGUACAUUGAUCUAAACCGCAAUGCCUAAAUCCUACAGAUCUAGAACAUCGAGCUAUGACGAGUCAGUUGUUAACAGUUACAUUUUUUCGGACGAUAACAAAUCCUCGCAAAAGACUGUCUUGUAUCAAGAGCUCAGACUAAUUGAACGAAAUGAGAGCGAAAUCAAUGUGUGCUGGAAAGGGGCUCACAUGAUGCUAUUUUUCAUGUCAUUCGUCUUCGGGUCCGUCUGCACAUGCUGCAUUCACAGACUAAGGUUUAUGUUUGGUGAAAAAUGCGUGCUCUACCCUAAGAUAGUAACCCAUUCCACUAUACACCGAAUGGUACAUGAGUUCUUCUCUUUCAAGACCGAAAUACAAGAUUUUGCACCAGUGGAAUUUGUGACCACCCAGUGGGCCGAAAACAGUGUAUGCUACCUGCCGACAUACGUGCCCCUGGUGUCCGGGUUGGCCGGCUUGGUGUGGACCACCAUGUUUCUCAUGUGCUCUUCGGGCACAUCACAUAACGUCACUGGCGCGCAAAGACAUUGGCGUGCGCUACCCAUCAUGUUCCUAUUCUGCGCCACCAUGUCGGGGCUGUGCCUUUAUGCGUCGACGAUUACCCACAGGGGUCUACGGGAUCUAUGCUCGAAAUUGGCCGAUGCCACUGGUUCCCCAAAGUGCGGUUUCACUAUAAACGUGGCCACGCUAGCGUACAGCCGACGCAUCCGCGGCGUGUACCAAGCAACGGUACUGAGUAUCGUUUCGGCGUGGCUGCACACCGUCUGCUGGGUGCUGUCGACGCUGCUCAUCGUGGCGCGUGUGCUACUCGCCGUCGACUUCACUCUGGUGCACGUCCGGGCGCAGCUCGUCGGCAACUUGGACGAUAUAUUGGUAACUUUUCUAGCAAGUCGUGUGAACAAUAAGUCAAUAAGACUAACCUGAGAGAGGUAAAUCGGAAACAAACUUUACAUUCACACUUCACGCUAAAGUAAAUGCUGCCCUCU
Messenger RNA from Cydia pomonella (codling moth), 1179 nucleotides. RefSeq lists its product as uncharacterized. Lineage: Eukaryota; Metazoa; Arthropoda; Insecta; Lepidoptera; Tortricidae. The record is from RefSeq and is a predicted model, not a curated record. Bases 218 to 1117 code for a protein of 299 amino acids. The transcript has 5 exons.